Molecule: messenger RNA, 4020 nt
Organism: Stylophora pistillata
Lineage: Eukaryota; Metazoa; Cnidaria; Anthozoa; Scleractinia; Pocilloporidae
Product: transient receptor potential cation channel subfamily A member 1-like
Biological process (GO): monoatomic ion transmembrane transport
Cellular component (GO): membrane; transmembrane transporter complex
Molecular function (GO): protein binding; monoatomic ion channel activity
Source: RefSeq, a predicted model, not a curated record
GUUAAUUGAAGUUGAAUUGAACGAGCAGCGACCGAACCGAAAAUUGAAAGAAUCAUAGACGCCAAUGGCACUCGCAGUUUAAAAAUCCUCCAUCGUCAUUAUAUUGUGUGCUUCCCAAACGAUGAUGAAAAUGAAGCUGUUAUCACGCGAAUAUAACCUAUAUUAGAUUAUUAGAAUCUUUUAUCCUCUCCUAUCGUGUUCCUUCGUGGCUAACUUGAACAAUCACUCUUCGUUUGCUCUCAGAACCUUUCACAAGAGCUUGUUAAGGACGUUAUAAGCGUCCUCCUGAAAUGCACAAUGGCAAAGGCAAGUAAGCAGUGGUUUGCGUGAUAAAAUGAAAGAAAUAAACAAAACAUACUCCGUCUUUGUUUUGGUAUCCUUAGUAACAAUUGUCUGUAACAAAUUCUCUUUGACCCUUGAAGCGUGCUGUGCACAACCGGAUAAACGUAACACAUGUAUUUGCGCAAUAAAUACCUCGACAUGUAACAUAUCUUAGCAGCAAAAGAGAAGAACACGUAAACCGUUGGACGUUUUGGUUCGCAAUGGCAGACGGAGAUAUGAGUGAUACAGAUUCCCACGCAAAUUCUAGAGUAAAUCUUGGCGAAUAUCGGAGCCUUGUAAAGCGAUUUCGACACAGCCCUAUGGUUCAACCAAAGAGACCUCACUCAGGAGGACGACUUAUACUCCAGGAUGAAUCCGUUCGCAUGGGCAUGAAAAUGGUACCCUUGCAAGAUCGUAACGUUGCGUUUCAUCGUGCUGUUGCUCAUGGUAAUUCUGAAGACGUGAGGAAGAUUUUGUCCCAGAAGAAGUACGAUGUGAACUCCUUUGAUGAAUACGGAUUCACAGCACUGCAUUACGCUGCCCAAUACAACAAAGUGUUUAUCCUCAACAUGCUUCUGGAUUUUGGCGCAGAGGUCUCGGUGACGGGUGUAGAUGGUUCGACUGCCCUUCACCUUGCUGCGAGAUUCAAUUCUCUGGAUGCCGUCCUAUCUCUUCUUGGAGCAGGGGCUAAGGUUGGCUCGAAAAAUAGCCUCACAGGUUCAACUCCCUUACAUGAAGCCGCAGCAUUUGGAAACAAAGACAUUGUUGAGCAUCUUUUGAAGAUUGCAAAGGCUGACGUCGAUGCUUCAGAUUUCAAAUCUGUCUCGCCACUUAUGCACGCUAGUGGCUCAGGCUAUAGUAAAAUCUGUUUACUUCUGCUGCAGUAUGGAGCUCAAGUUGAUUUUUCUUCGGCAGAAGGGAUGACAGCUCUCCAUUUUGCCGCCACCAAUGGGGAUUCGUAUGUCACACAACAGAUAAUCGAAGCAGCAAUUCGCCAUUAUUUUAAAAACGAACCCAAUGCUGUCGCAAAACCUGAAAUGAAUGCUGACUUCAAACAGUUCAUUAACAAAUGCGACUUGGAUGGCAGUACGGCACUUCAUCUGGCGGUACAAACAGGUUCCAAGGAUGUGUCCCAAGUGCUAAUUCAGUAGGGGGCCGAUGUGAACUGUCAAAACAAGAGCCUCCAGACACCAGUGUACCUGGCAGCAGUAGGAGGACAUCAAGAUGUUCUGAAAAUGCUUAUUUCACAGGGUGGAGAUAUGAAUGCAAGUGACAGCCAACAGAGAACUGCUCUGCACAGCGCUGCUGCUUUGGGAUCUGUGAAAUGUAUCGAAAUCCUUCAUGAAAAUGGUGCUAAAAUUGACACGAGAGACCAGAAUGGUCAAACACCUUUUCUCGUGGCAGUAGCCGCUGGACAGACCGAUUGCGCAAAAUUAUUUAUAUCAUUUGGCGCCAAAGUGGCAACUCAAGACAAGCGCCUUCGUUGUUGCCUCCAUCUUGCUGUGGAACAGGAAAGAGAGGAAACACUCAGUAUGUUACUGAGUGAGACUGGUAACGACCUAGCCAACAUACCUGACCACAAACAGCGCACGUCGCUUCAUUACGCCUCGUGGAUUGACAACCCGAAGCUUUUGGAGCUGCUACUUGAGACAAAAGCUAAUGGAUGCGUUCGAGACGCAAAGCACAAGACGCCCCUUCAUCUAGCCGCUGACCGAGGCACCUCACGCCAAGUCAGGGUUCUCACUCAAGCUGCGCCAUCUUGUGUAUGGAUGCGAGAUGAUCAGCGGCGAACUUCUCUGCACUACGCUGUUAUGAGCAUGAAGAGGAAAUCUUGCGCCAUACUUUUGGACAUGGGUGCUGAUAUCAACAGCCCUGAUAUCGUUGGCUGGACCCCUCUAAUGUGGGCUGCAAAGGCAGGAAAUGUCGGUGUUAUGGAGCUCAUUCUUGAGAGGGGCGGGCACACAGAUCACGUGGACAUUGAUGGAAAUUCAGCGCUCCAUGUGGCAGCGCAUUUCAGUCAAGUAGAGAUCGUCAGGACAUUGUUGAAUUAUGGAGCGAGCUUGAUUGUACUUAACAAGCAUGGAAUGACAUGCCUUGAUGUGGCCAUGGAAGCGCAGAGUAAUGAGGUUGUCAUGGUCAUUGUCAAACAUACCAGGUGGCGAGAAGCACUUACAGCCUCGAGUGCUAAAUCUAAUCCUAUGGAAAGGUUGAUUGAACAUUUUCCCGACGCCGCCCACGUUGCCUUGGAUCGCUGCAUUCAGAGGUCUACUUCUGAGCGCUCCAUAAAGUAUGACUUCACACUCAUAGAUCCAAGCCCUGAUGAUCACAGUGGAGACAACGGUGAACGAUUCCUAGGCUUGGUAACGAUGGUCAGACACAAACAGCAGCUCCUCCUAGUUCACCCGCUCUCCCGAAAGUUAUUGCUUCUGAAGUGGAGGAGGUUUGGUUGGUUUGUAUAUGGAACGAAUGUCUUGAUUUAUUCACUUUUCCUAAUAUUCUUGACCAUUUUUGUCUCAACGGAGCGAGAGAAGGUCAACUUUCCUAAACCAGAAGACGAUGACGAAGUUGACGAUGAAUUCUUCAGAGAGAAAAAUGAAUUCAACAAAGCGGUGCCUUAUAUCGUCGUCGUAUUCACAGUUUUGCAUCUUGGGAAAGAAUUUUAUCAGAUCUACACCCAGAGACUUCGUUAUUUCACUGAGUGGACCAAUUUUCUUGAAUGGGCCUUAUAUCUAACUGCAUUUUUGUUUGUUUUGCCUUACGUUUUUGAGGACACCGGUCUGAGAAAAAACUUUGAAAUUUACUGGCAGAUAGGAACGUUUUCCAUUUUCUUUGCCUACGUUAACUUAAUCCUCAUGGUAGAGCCGAUGAAGUUCUUGGGUCUGUACGUGACCAUGUUCAUCGAAGUGAUGAAGACCGUUCUGAAGGUUCUGUUAUUGUUCGUCAUGUUCACUUUGGCCUUCUCAAUGGCGUUCUAUAUUCUGUUGAAAGAACAGGACUCAUUUAACACAAUAACGAAGGCCUUCAUGAAAGUCUUUGCUAUGACUAGCGGGGAAAUUGAAUAUACUCAAACCGUUAUUGAUGCGUUGGACAAGACAUCACCUGGCACAACUUUUCCACUCGUCCCUUUUGAAGAUUCUACCUACAUUUUCUAUUUCUUGUUUAUCUUGACGAUGCCGAUAGCUCUUGUUAACCUGUUGAUUGGUUUGGCAGUUGGAGAUAUCGAAGCUAUUCAGAAGACAGCUUUCCUUAGGAACAAGGGGAAGCAAAUUACUUUUAUUGCCGAUAUAGAGAGGAAAUUCCCAAAAAUCUUCACUAGGCGAGUGUACAGUGGACAUGUAAUCGUAUAUGCUGGACAAGAGAGAGGAAAACUUUGGAGAAAAAGGACCAGGCAGGAAGAAUUCCAAGAUGAAGAUCUUCUGGGAGACAAUGACGGAGAAAUUGACGAUAUGACUUUACGGCUGGACAAUUUGACACGAGAAAUAGAAAAGUCUAAAAUAAGACAGAAGAUCCUCAUCGGUGCCACGGACCAACAGAGAGAUAUCCUGCUCGCUGUAGCCGAGCAUGUCGGUGUAGAAGUUAAUUUGCCAUCGCGUAUAAAGAUAGAGUGAAAGCUUGAGAAUAUCUUUUGAGAGACAAAAUGAUAAACUUGCAAAUGUUUUUUUUUUUUUUUAAGUUACAAAAUAUCAUGUAGGGGACCAG